UGGACUAAAGAUGGGGGAGCAAGUUGGUUGGCUAGAGGCUAACAGAGGAGACUGGGCGGCCAUCUUGGAUUCCCAGACCCAGACGGGUGCAGUCAAUGGCCUGGGCGAUGACAUCACAGAGCAGGCCAGGACCAGAGGCAACAUAGUGGUCAGUGGAUGGGACAGUGUCCUCAACUCUGGGCUGGGGAACAACACUGUUAACCACAACCAGAAACAGACUGUCGAACACAAAACAACAGCUGAACUUAGUCUUCAUGACAACAGACUGGCUGAGACCAGGGUGAGGUGUAGAUUUGGUCCGCGGGGACGGGGUGGUGUUUGUAUGAGAACAGACACAGACUCAGCUAGUGAUGCUCCGUCCUGCUCCUAUAGUUGUGAUUCAGAGAGACUGAUGGAGCCUCAGGUUAACCCCCUAACAGAUGCUGCCUUCAGCCUGCCUUCUAUAGGAUCUAUCAACUGGAACAUGGACCCUGCGACAACACAGACACUCCCUGGCCUUCAUCCUCCUCACACUCUCCUAAUGUUAAACCAGACCUCAGACAAUGCCAGUGCCUCAACACUAAAUGGCUACACAAGCCCAUUGACCAAUGACAGUAGUACAGACGGAAUCAGUAAAGGUGGCAUCGCCAAAGAGAAGCGCUUCCCGUGUUCGUUCUGUGGGAAAGCCUUCAGUUUCCCCAAACAAGUAGAGAUCCACCAGAGGAUUCACACAGGGGAGAAACCAUUCCGCUGCCACCUGUGCUGGGCCAGUUUUUCACACGAGUUCAGCCUGAAGAGACACCAGAGGGUUCAUACAGGGGAGAAACCAUUCAAUUGCCACCUGUGCCGGGCCAGUUUUUCACACUUGUUCAACCUGAAGAGGCACCAGAGUGUCCACACAGGGGAGAAAUCAUGAAGCUGCCCCAGUGUGAGAAGAGGUUCUCCCACCAGCACCAGCUGAAGAUGCACCUGAAGGUCCACAAGGGAGAUAGGCCGUUCGCCUGUACGCACUGCGGGAAGAGUUUCUCAGAGGAGAGACCUCAGGAUACACCAGCAGAAAACAUGGCCCAUGUAUAUAGAGUAUAGUGAUAUGUAGUACUAGUUAGUGUGUUUGUAGUUAAUUCUGUUGCUUUUGGAUGUAGUAGUGAACUGGAUGAGGUGAACUCCACCCAGCACAGCCAAAAGAGGACUGGCCACCCCUCAGAGCCUGGUUCCUCUAGCUUUCUUCCAAGGUUCCUGCCUUUCUAGGGAGUUUUUCAUAGCCACCGUGCUUUUACAUCAUGCAUUGCUUGCUGUUUGGGGUUUUAGGCUGGGUUUCUGUAUAGCACAUUGUGACAUCUGCUGAUGUAAAAAGGGCUUUAUAAAUACAUUUGAUUGAAAUGUGAUUGAACUGAGGAAAGAAUGAUUAUGAUGAGGCAGAGUAGAUGAUAUGGCGAUGGUUGGUGUGAUGUCAUUCUUCUUAGUGAAGUAUUUUUACCAACUUAGUCCCUUUAGGUUGACACUGGUGUUAUAGUGAGAUCAGGAUGGUGCCUUAUAAUGUUAAACCUUUUCCGAAGUAUUCUAAAAUUAAUUUGAUCAAAGUAAGGGUUCCAGAUUUACAGAAAAGGUACCAUAGUGAGAAAAGUUCAUUUACUUGAAUCGUUUUGUGCAAUAAAAGUACUGUACUUCA
Salmo salar (Atlantic salmon) is the source of this 1648-nucleotide messenger RNA. NCBI's taxonomy places the organism in Eukaryota, Metazoa, Chordata, Actinopteri, Salmoniformes, Salmonidae. The record is from RefSeq and is a predicted model, not a curated record.